GAUGAGGCGCAGUUGUCCCGUGUGGACAGCGUGUUUGGAACGACUGUGGGAGGUGCCGCUCCAGUAAGGGUCCUGACCCCCACAACUCACUGUGAAAGGAGCCAGGAGUGCCCCAGCAGCCCAGUGUCGGGGGGAGUGUUGCCAGUCCUCUGGUUCAGUGUGAUUGCUUCUUCCUCCUGUUGUAAUGUCCUUCUAAGCAUUCUGCCUGCCUUCGUCUCCCACACCCAGCUGCCAGCUGACUCUUCCUAAAACACUGCUCGGAAAUGUCGUUGACCUGCUCCCUACUGCCUGCAAAAGAAUAUCCUGACUUCUUGGCUUGGCAUUCAAGGCCGGCCCUGCACACUUGUCAAUCCAUCCUUGCCCCAGACACACUUUACAGAGUUCCUUCUGCAGGAAAUGUCUUUCCUUCAUCUCUAAUUGUUGAAAUCAGACCCUGUUCUUCAAGGUUUCGUUCCAGCAUAACCUCAGUGAAGCCUCCUCUGUUCCAGCCUGUGAGAUGUGACCCCUCUUUUCCCUGAGGUCACUUUCCCCCUCUCCUGUGUCUUCACACUACAGUGGGGGUGUUCGUAUUCGCAUCUCCAUGCACCGGAUCUAAACCAUCCUUGCCUUGCUCGUGGUGUCUCGUGUAGUGGCUUGUGCAUGGAAGGCACUGAGAAGACAGUCACUGAAUAAACUCUUUGAGGAGUAGGCACUCAGUACUGUGGUGGAGGACAGCAUGAGACAUUUACUGUGCAAGGAAAGGGAAGAAAUGCCCUUUAUUGGAGACGUUUUUUGGGAAAGUGGUACUUAGCAGUUCAAGGCCAGUUCUAGCCAGAGCGUGGAGAUGGAGAGAGCACUUCUGAAAAAAGGCGGGAGCCCAGCAUCGACCUGCUGGGGGCCUUUGUGGAGCACUGGAAGGGCAUCACACACUACUACAUCGAAAGCACAGAUGAAAACACCCCAGCCAAGAAAACGGAUAUUCCCUGGCGCUUGAAGCAGAUGCUGGACAUCCUGGUGUACGAGGAGAGGCAGCAGGCAGCGGCCAGCGAGGCGGGGCCCUGUCUGGAGUACCUGCUGCAGCACAAGAUCCUGGAGACACUGUGCACGCUGGGCAAGGCUGAGUACCCGCCAGGCAUGCGGCAGCAGGUGCUCCAGUUCUUCAGCAGGGUGCUGGCCCAGGUGCAGCACCCGCUCCUGCAUUACCUCAGCGUCCACAGGCCUGUGCAGAAACUUCUCCAGCUUGGUGGGACAGUUCCUGGAUCCCUCACAGAGAAGGAAGAGGCACAGUUCACCACUGUCCUCUGCUCCAAGAUCCAGCAGGAUCCAGACCUGCUCACCUACCUCCUGGAAGGUAAGAUUGUCAGUAGGAAGAAAGCAUCCAGAGAACCCUCCGCCCUGCCUAGAGAGGCAGCCAGCGUCAAAGACAAGGAGCACCCCCACAGCAAGGCUCCUGACAGGGCUUCCUGUGGGACCCGGGCCUUGACCACCCAGCUGCCUGCUGAGACCCAGGAGCCAGAUGGAGGGCCUGGGGAGGGCAGCCUGAUCACCUCCCUGAUUGGGCUGUGCAAGAGCAAGAAGAGUCGGGUGGCCCUGAAGGCCCAGGAGAACCUACUGCUCCUGGUGAGCGUGGCUUCCCCGGCAGCUGCCACCUGCCUGGUGCAGAGCAGCCCUUGCUGCCCUGCAAUUGUCGAGCACCUGUGCCGGCUAUACCGCUCCGUGCCCACCUUCCUGGACCCUGCGGACAUUGCCACGUUAGAGGGCAUCAGCUGGAGGUUACCCAGCGCCCCAUCUGAUGAGGCCUCCUUCCCUGGCAAGGAGGCCUUGGCUGCCUUCUUGGGCUGGUUUGAUUACUGCGACCACCUCGUCACAGAGGCACACCCGGUGGUUGCAGAUGCCUUGGCAAAGGCUGUGGCUGAGAAGUUAUUCAUGGAGAUUCUGCAGCCCCAGCUCCUGCACGUGUCUGAGCAGAGCGUCCUGACGUCCACUGCCCUGCUCACGGCCAUCCUGCGCCAGCUCCGCCCCGCUGCACUGCUGCGGGAGGCUGUGGCCUUCCUCCUGGGCCCCGACCAGCAGGCCGCAGCCCCCGAGGACAGCCCCCGCACUCUGUGCUCCCACCUCAUCGGGCACUGUGACCAUCUCUCUGAUGAGAUCAGCGUCGCCACACUGCGGCUGUUUGAGGAGCUGCUCCAGAAGCCCCAUGAGCAGAUCAUCCGCAGCCUGAUCCUAUGCAACCUCGAGGGCCGCCCAUAUGUGGCCCGGGGCUCACCGGAGCCUGAGAGUUACGAGGACACCCUAGAUCUGGAGGAAGACCCCUACUUCACUGACGGCUUCCUCGACUCCGGGUUUCAACCCUCCACAAAACCUCCCCCGGCCCCUGCCACCAACUCAGAUGGCAGAACAGCAGUGACCGAGAUCGUCAACAGUUUCCUCUGCCUAGUUCCUGAGGAAGCAAAGACCUCAGCUUUCCUGGAGGAGACCGGAUAUGACACGUACGUCCACGAUGCUUACGGACUGUUCCAGGAAUGCAGCUCCCGAGUCGCCCCCUGGGGCUGGCCUCAGAGUCUCACACCCUUGGACCCCCAUGAGCCCGAAAGGCCUUUCUUUGAGGGUCACUUCCUCCAAAUGCUGUUUGACCGAAUGUCCCGGAUUUUGGAACAGGUGAUCGGGGACUUGAUGCAGAGAAUUCAGAGGGUACCCCAGUUCCCAGGCAAACUGCUCCUGGUGCGCAAGCAGCUGAUGGGUCAGGUCCCUGGGGAGCAGCUGGACCACCAGACCCUCCUUCAGGGCGUGGUAGUACUUGAGGAAUUCUGCAAGGAGCUGGCUGCCAUUGCUUUUGUCAAGUUCCCCCCACAUGGUCCUCACGUGCACCUCUCCCCACCCUCAGAAGGGCAUGUCUGAGCCAGGAGCAUGGCAGGAGGAGAGACUCCUGUCUGCAUCUCUGCCCAAGAGCUGCCUCCUAUCUGGCAGUGCCACUGGCACUGUCUCCUCUGCAUCCCAGAGGCCUCAGCCUGGGAGGCUCCCAGGCUAUCUCAAGAAGACCUUGCCUCGUUGGGCACACCAAGCUGGGCUUUAGGGGGUGGGUCUCCAAGGUACCAGAAACCAAGGGGCAUUCUUUUGAGAUAUCCUCCUGGGCAGAAUGGUGUCCUCAGGGCCUUCUCAGGGGAGCUGGGUGAUGGCCAGGUGAGCACCCAGACCCUCUGUGCCUAUCACUUGCCCCUACAGGCCAUUUGUGGCCGGGGCCAAGACCUGUGACUCAAUGCCAGGGGCACGAGGUGGGGUGAGCUGAUGGCUCUGAGGCCGAUCAGUGCCACAGGCCAGAGAGUUGGGGGCAUGGAGCUGUCUCUGCCACACUAGGUACCACAGUUGCUGCUGAGACUUGACGUAUUUUCUCCUGUCUUGGCUUAACCCUUGGGGAAGGGGCAGUGGGCGGCAGGGGAAGCCCCCUCUUCCUGGAGACUGUUGCAAAAUUCCCAACCGCCUCAUGGCAAAUGCCCAAAGAUGCUCCGCACCCAGGCGGGGGCAGCUGCUAAUGAGAGCCCUGAUGCAGCUGCAGCCAGGGCAGGAGAGGGCCUGGGGAGCUGGGGGCUGGGUGCCAGGCUCCCGCUCCAGCUGCUUUCUCUCUGGCGCCUUCUGAACCUGUCUCAGCAGGUCCACAACACCUGGGCAGAGGGGCUCAGAGACCGGGAGGCCAGGCCUCGCCCUCAGCAUUCUGCCAAGCCCCCAGUGUUCUCAGUGGAACAUUCUUCUAGGGGAGCAAGGGAGCUCAGGGUACAGAUGAGGCCGGGAUGCCCAAUGACAACAGGCCCCCAAGGCCUGGAUGGGAGCGGCUGGGGCACAGGCAGCCAGUCAUGGUAUUCUCCCUGCAUGCCCUCCAUGGCCAGGGCUGCCACCCCACCCGGCCCGAAUCUGUCUCGACCUGCAGGAACACACAGGUGGCGCCAGGCAUUACCUCACAGCAAGACUGCAGUUGCUGGCUUGGCUCCUGGGCAAGGAGGAGCAGGCCAGAGCCCCUUUCGCUUCCUUUUCCUGCCCAUGCCGCUUGUAGAAGCUGGCCACAGGUUGCCAAGAGGUGACAUGAAAGAAGAGAAACUCAAUGACUUCUCUCUCUCCUGCAUUCCUCCGAGCUGGGGAGGACUUUGCUGCUCUGAAGGACACUGAGCAUGUGCAUGCAUGCGUGUGUGUGCACGUGGGUGUUGGUGUGGGACAGGAGAGUGGAGCUCAGUCGGGGAACUGGGGCUGGACUCUUCGAUUCCGAAGACAUUUAAGCAAUGUUCAAGCGUCCAGGAGUCACAGCUCCUCCUUCCUCGAUGCCUUUCGUCAGCAUUUGCACAGUGUCCCCCUACACAGCAUGGCAAUAAAUGUGGUUCCGUGGACACAGCC
Molecule: messenger RNA, 4359 nt
Organism: Equus quagga
Lineage: Eukaryota; Metazoa; Chordata; Mammalia; Perissodactyla; Equidae
Gene: FHIP2B
Product: FHF complex subunit HOOK interacting protein 2B
Exons: 17
Coding region: 979-2877 (632 amino acids)
Source: RefSeq, a predicted model, not a curated record